CGAGAGAGGGAAGUGAUUAAUAAUAGUUUCUAACAAGUAUUGACAAUGGAAGGUAAAGUAAUUAGUCGACACCUUCGAUCUCUGUAAUUUAUUUGUUCUUUAUUUUAUUGAGAUGAAAAGAAAAAUUGACCUCGUCAGGAUUUGAGAACAGAACGUAAAACCUGAAGAAAUGCUGCAAAAUUAACGCUGUGAAUUUUAGCAAAAGUCCAACAAUUUCGUUUCGGUUUUUAAAGCAAACCAUUUGAUUUUAUACAUUCCCCAAUUUCCUUAGUUUGGAAUUCUUCCGGGAACUUGUUUUCAAGGCUAGUUCUCGUAGCAAAUUUUCUUUGAUCUCUUCUCUCGCCUGAAAUUAGCGACUUUUCUAAAUGGUUUGUAUAUCGAAACUGCUGUGAAGAGACUAUUUCGAAGAUAACAAGCUCGAUUGAAUUAUUAUCAUAUGACGUUGGCAUCAAAGAAUUCUUACAUCUGGUUCAUCAGCAAAAUUUUUCAUGUUCUACAGACUGAAAGGAAGAUGUUAUACGCUGAACAUAUAUAUGAUAUUAAUUGCAGCAUUUCUCUAUAUCACUGUUUGGAAUAUUUACAAUGUGAUUUUGCCUUCUUAUUAAAUUUAGAUUACAAAUGAGUUUUCAGAAUCUUUAAAUAGCAACAAUGCACACAGUUGAUGGAAAUAUAGCAAUUAAAAUAUAUUUGUUGGGGUUCAACUAUAAAAAUAAAACAGACUAAACAUCUAUAAAUUGUGGUGAGAGAAGAAUAAUUAUGGAAAAUAAAUUGACUAAGAACAAGGUUAAUUUUAAAACACAAUCUAAAAGGAUUGAUUCUCCUGAUGGUAUGAAGACAGGAACAAGUAAAACAUCAUACAAGUGUGAUAUCUGUAAGAAGAUAUUUUCUCAAAAAGGUAACCUCAUUAGACACAACCGUAUUCAUACAGGAGAUAAACCAUAUCACUGUGAUAUCUGUGGUAAAUCAUUCACUCGACAUGAACAUGUAACUACACAUAAACGCAUUCAUACAGGAGAGAAACCAUAUCACUGUGAUAUCUGUGGUAAAUCAUUCUCUCGACAUGAACAUGUAACUACACAUAAACGCAUCCAUACAGGAGAGACACCGUAUCAGUGUGAUAUCUGUGGUAAAUCUUUCUCUUAUGGAAAUACCUUAGUUACACACAAACGAAUUCAUACAGGAGAGAAACCAUAUCAUUGUGAAAUCUGUGGUAAAUCAUUUUGUGAAAAAAGUGUCUUAACUAUACAUGGACGUAUUCACACAGGAGAGAGACCAUAUCACUGUGAUAUCUGUGGUAAAUCAUUCUCUCAGAGUGGUGUGUUGACUUCUCAUAAACGUAUUCAUACAGGAGAGAAACCACAUUACUGUGACAACUGUGGUAAAUCAUUCUCUGGAAGUAGUGACUUAAUGUUUCACAGAUGUUUUCAUACAGACGAGAAAUCUUAUUCACACGUAGGUAUUCAAACAGAAAAGUAAAUGUAUUGUUGGCAAAAUUUAGAUUGGAGUAAAUAAAAUAGAGCAAAGGUU
This is a messenger RNA of Octopus bimaculoides (California two-spot octopus), 1527 nucleotides long. RefSeq lists its product as uncharacterized. Gene Ontology annotation, cellular component: nucleus. The record is from RefSeq and is a predicted model, not a curated record. Lineage: Eukaryota; Metazoa; Mollusca; Cephalopoda; Octopoda; Octopodidae. Gene Ontology annotation, biological process: regulation of gene expression.